AUGAAUAUCUUUCAAGUGUCCUCACUCGGUCAGCCAAUGGAAGUGCUAAAGACUCAUUUGGCUGCCAACCGAAAAGAUACGUUGUUAGAUGCAGUCAAGAAAACCUGGGCCCGUGGCCGUGUGGGGGCCUUCUACCAAGGACUCAUUCCCUGGGCAUGGCUAGAGGCAUCUACUAAGGGAGCAAUUCUUAUUCUUGCAUCAACUGAAGUUGAACAUCAUGCUAGGACAAAGUUGAACGCCUCAGCUACAGCAAGUGGAGUUUUAGGUGGCAUUGCUGGUGGUGUUGCCCAGUCAUAUCUCACAAUGGGAAUGACAACAUGCAUGAAGACCGUCGAGGUCACCCGCACAAAACUUGGUGCCGAUGGUGCAAAGGUGCCGGGAACAAUGGAAACAUUCUUCCAACUGCUUCGGGAGAAAGGCAUUCGGGGUGUAAACAAGGGUGUUAACGCAGUCGCUUUACGACAAGUGACGGGUUGGUCAUCGAGAAUUGGUAUCUCUCGCUUUGCAGAAGAAACCAUUCGCUCAGUGAAUGGAAAGAGCAAGGAUGAAAAGCUCAAAUUCGGUGAAAAGAUCCUGGCUUCAACCAUUGGUGGCGCGCUAAGUUGCUGGAAUCAGCCAUUCGAGGUUCUCCGUGUAGAAAUGCAAUCUAUGAAGAACGAUCCCACUCGCCCAGCAUCUCCCACAAUGGUGUCCACAUUCAAACACAUUCUUACAACCUCUGGUGUUAAAGGGUUGUUCCGCGGUGUGAUUCCCCGCAUCGGCGUUGCAGCAUGGGCCACAAUCUGUAUGGUUGGAUUUGGUGACACCGUCAAGGAAAUGGUGAAGUGA
This is a messenger RNA of Penicillium salamii, 828 nucleotides long. Lineage: Eukaryota; Fungi; Ascomycota; Eurotiomycetes; Eurotiales; Aspergillaceae. The record is from the annotation of a GenBank genome assembly.